CUGAGUUUUUGCUUCAAUAUUUAAACUUCAAUCUUCAUAGACAUCUAAUGAACAGUAUAAAUAUCAGUAUUCCAUUAUUCCCUGUGUGCUGAAAUUAUAUCUGCAGCUGUAUUUACACUAGAUUAGCUUACACCUAUGUGAUCGUUGCAAAUGGCUCAUUACUGACAGAAAUCAUUUGCAUAUAGUAUCAGUCUCAACAUCAGUACUUCUGGUUGUGGUACAUGGAGGAUGUCCUGUGAUGGACGCCCUCACAGCUUUUAUUUUAUUUGCAUGCUUGUUUGCUUAAAGCCACUGAGGUCUCAAACCUCUUUUUCAAUGGUACCCUGGCCAAGACAGCAGCAUAAGAGGCACCCAGACAUUCUUUUCACCCUUUUCCCACAAAUUUUAUGUGUUUUUAAUUAUCUAAACUGCAGGUCUAAAGACAGAGGAUGAUGUGCUGUAUAGACUAUACACCCCUGAGAUGACGAACUAGUGGUUUUGAGCUAUAUAAUGGAAACUGUGUUUAAAAACAGGGCUGAUUCAGCAAAAUUUCUCAAUAAAGAACAAACUAAAACUUUACAGAAAAUAUAUACUGUACAUGAAGUCAUUAGAUCUUUUAGCUGACCACAGUAUAAUGUAAUGGUUUACUGAGCCAAAUGUGGAAUUCUUCUUUUGGCCUGCCUCCCUCUACAAAACAAAAAUCAAUGACAGUAUUUAUUAUUCUGUGUUUGUGCUCAGGGACACCUCAGCAGACAGAUGAUGCCUGAACAAGCCCUGUUUCCUCCAGAUGAUGCAACAGGAUCCCGGGUAGUUGCUUUGAGAGGAGGGAGGAGAGAGAGGCAGGCAAACACCGACCACAGCAGCAGCAUGACCAGAAACCUCCGCAGCAAACAGAGCUGACCACUUUGACACAACGCUCCGGUGAAAGCGACGAGACGCCACGGUUUCCGAGGCUGACGCAAAGCUUUCGCUAGACCAGAAGACGAUUCAGCUCCAGAAAAGAAACUACAAGUGGACUCUGUCUGCUCUGCUUCAACACACUGAUCAGGAGUCCUGACUGCCGGAUGUAAUAACUUGUUAAGGUGGACAUUUCUCGUGACGUACUGCCAGUACCCUACAGAUGGCGGGCGGUGAUGGUGAGGGGCGGGGGGGUGCGGUCAAAGGGCUAACAACUGGCACACAGUCAGGUGUUGGUCCAUAGUGUGUCUGCGGGCCACAGUGUGAGUGAGAGUUUGACAUGCAAACACCAGGCAGUGAUUUUAACCAUCAAAGUGGUUACAGCUUCUCAGCAGACAUGGUGGACACCCAGCAGCUCCUAGCCUGGCCUGUCGGUUUCAGUCUGAGCGCCGUGGACCUGCCAGACCUGGAAGACAGCUCCCACUGCCUCAAUAUGAAGCAUUUGUCCACGCUAGACUAUGCCUCCAUCUCCUCUUCCUCUGUCCAUUCCUCCUUGUCUCCAUCACUUGUAUCCUCCAUCUCUUCCUCUGGUAUGCCCUAUGACCCCAGCCCACCGCAGAGUGAAGAACAUCUGACCAACAUGGACUACAUACACAUGCACAGCUACAGGACAGAGCGGAACAUGUAUACAGAUUCAAUCAAGAUGGAGCCAGAGUCACCUCCACAGUACUCAGACAGUCCUGUGUUCUCCAAGAUCCAGGAUGAUACCUCAACAGCAGCCCUAAACAUUGAGUGUCGUGUGUGUGGAGACAAAGCCUCUGGGUUUCACUAUGGUGUCCAUGCCUGUGAGGGCUGUAAGGGUUUCUUCAGACGCACAAUCAGGUUAAAGUUGGUGUAUGAUCACUGUGAUCUCCACUGUCGCAUUCACAAGAAGUCCCGCAACAAAUGCCAAUACUGUCGCUUCCAGAAGUGUCUCAAUGUUGGCAUGUCACACAACGGUAAGGUGGUGAUACUUUUGCACACACCUUUUAGAACAGUGUACACUUACAAUAUGUAUGAUGAACUUGAUUCAUUUUCACUAUGUGCACUCUGUCCACAGUUGUUUCUGUUUUCCUGCCUGUUCUUUAAACUAACAGCUCCUCUGCCUCUAUGGCAGAUACAUCUUGACCACACUGUUGCCAAUUUGGUCUUUGAGCCUUUUGUUAUCCAUGACAUGAAGUCUCUACUGGAGGGAGAGCAGUUUAUUAAUUGCAGACAGGUGCCCAUCCCUGAGCACCAGCAGCAGCAGCAGACCUCAACCCUUACAGCCAUACAUGGAGGAUUGACGGGCAUCAGUGGACAGGGACCACCAACAGAUGCUGUGGAGCUCCGAUUGUUCCACAGCUGUCAGUCACGCUCAGCUGAAGCAGUGAGAGAAGUGACAGAGUUUGCAAAGAGCAUCCCCGGAUUCAUUAGUCUGGAUCUAAAUGAUCAGGUAACUUUGCUGAAGUAUGGUGUGAUAGAGGUCUUGAUCAUCAUGAUGGCACCUCUGAUGAACAAGGAUGGGACUCUGUUCUCCUACGGACAGAUCUUUAUGACGCGGGAGUUCCUUAAGAGUCUCAGGAAACCUUUCUGUCAAAUAAUGGAACCAAAGUUUGAGUUCUCCGUUAAGUUCAACAUGUUGGAGCUGGAUGACAGUGACAUGGCGCUGUUUCUGGCUGUCAUUAUCCUCAGCGGGGACCGUCCAGGCCUUCUGAAUGUGAAGCCUAUUGAGCAGCUGCAGGAGACAGUGCUUCAUUCGCUGGAGCUACAUCUGAAGCUAAACCACCCGGACUCUCUACAGCUGUUUGCCAAGCUGCUGCAGAAGAUGACUGACCUGCGUCAGAUCGUCACUGACCAUGUCCACGUCAUGCAGCUGCUGAAGAAGACCGACAGUGACAUGUGCUUACACCCACUGCUGCAGGAGAUCAUGAAGGACUUGUAUUAGAAUUUAACAGGACAGUGUGAAGAAAAAUAAAAGAGAAAAUAAGAUUUUAUUUUGAAACUCAUAAGUUGAGAUUAAGCACUUUCUGCUGCCACCAUGUUGAAAAAAAGGGAGGUAGGCAGGCAGACAGACUGACUGAAAUUGAGAAAGAGAUGAGGAAGAACAGAGAAAUCAAGGAAAGAAAGAAAGACUGUGAAGUGAAGAAUCUGAGUGUUUUGCGUCUUGUCUAGACAGCAGCAUGUGAAUAACUUGUGGGUGUACAGUCAUUUAGCCACUGCUGAGGCUGGACAUUUUGUUAUGAGUAGGCUGCCAACUCAAAUACAAAACUACCACCUAUUGCACCAAUCAGGAUGAGCCUCUGUGACUAACUGAAAGACUGGGGACUUUCUUAUUGGCAAGCGCAAGCAUAAAAUUGUGAAUGCUCAACACAGCCUGCUUUGAGUGAGAAAUGCAUGGAGAAAUGUAUCACUGUGAAUAUUGUACAUGUCACACAGUGCAGUAUGUGUUGUUCAUGUGCAGCUUAUCUACAUGUUGCGUUACAACCGUCAUAGGCAGCAGCGGUGUCUAUGUGCUUCAGUACCUCUAUGCACAAAUGCAUGAACACUCACACACACAAAACAAUGCAGUUAUUUUUUUCUUUUGGCAUGUCGGUGUAGGUGCUAUUGCUUUUUAAUCAGCUCUAUCCAAAGACAAAAAUCAGAUUAUUGCCUGUAACAUAUUUUAGUCUCAUUCAUCUGCAGAAGCUGUGACAAAGCUAACAAAAGGCACAUUAUCCCAAUGACGUCCGUUCUUUGUUAAAAAAUGAGUCUGUAUACACCAUAUUGUGCCAUAAAAAUGUAUGUUUGAUU
Messenger RNA from Monopterus albus (swamp eel), 3687 nucleotides. It is a transcript of the gene pparg, whose product is annotated as peroxisome proliferator-activated receptor gamma. Lineage: Eukaryota; Metazoa; Chordata; Actinopteri; Synbranchiformes; Synbranchidae. Gene Ontology annotation, molecular function: DNA-binding transcription repressor activity, RNA polymerase II-specific; nuclear receptor activity; RNA polymerase II cis-regulatory region sequence-specific DNA binding. The transcript is spliced from 11 exons. Bases 1217 to 2842 code for a protein of 541 amino acids. The record is from RefSeq and is a predicted model, not a curated record. Gene Ontology annotation, cellular component: nucleus. Gene Ontology annotation, biological process: negative regulation of inflammatory response; cell differentiation; positive regulation of fatty acid metabolic process.